AUGUCGAGUGGGAGAGAUGAGGUGAAAUGCUACAAUUGUGGAAGGUUUGGACACCGUGCUUCUGAUCGCAAGAAUGCUACGACGAGUUGCUUCAAGUGUGGACUGGUGGGGGAUCUUGCUUUCGAAUGCAAGAGUAGGGAUAUUUUUUGCAACAACUGUGGAGAGGCCGAACACAUUAGUACCAAGUGUACAAAGCCGAAGAAGGAGAAAGUGGGAGGUAAAGUUUUUGCAUUGAAUGUUGAGGAGGUGCAAGAGCCGGAUAACUUGAUCAGAGGUAUGUGUUUUAACAACAGUACUCCAUUGAUUGUAAUUAUUGAUACGGGUGCUACCCAUUCUUUUAUAUCGCUUAGUUGUGCGGAACGUUUGAAUAUUGUUAUGACUCCGAUGUUGAGAUGGAUGGUCAUCGAUACCCCGACCAAUAGCUCGGUGACUACUUCCUUGGUUUGUGUUAAGUGUCUUGUUAAUUUUGGAAAUGUGGAUUUUGAAUUUGAUUUGGUAUGA
Medicago truncatula (barrel medic) is the source of this 501-nucleotide messenger RNA. RefSeq lists its product as uncharacterized. Lineage: Eukaryota; Viridiplantae; Streptophyta; Magnoliopsida; Fabales; Fabaceae. Gene Ontology annotation, biological process: proteolysis. Gene Ontology annotation, molecular function: zinc ion binding; aspartic-type endopeptidase activity; nucleic acid binding. The transcript has a single exon. The record is from RefSeq and is a predicted model, not a curated record. The coding region runs from base 1 to 501 and encodes 166 amino acids.